Molecule: messenger RNA, 2220 nt
Organism: Lodderomyces margitis
Lineage: Eukaryota; Fungi; Ascomycota; Pichiomycetes; Serinales; Debaryomycetaceae
Gene: TPS3
Product: trehalose 6-phosphate synthase/phosphatase complex subunit
Exons: 2
Coding region: 1-2220 (739 amino acids)
Biological process (GO): trehalose biosynthetic process
Cellular component (GO): alpha,alpha-trehalose-phosphate synthase complex (UDP-forming); cytosol
Molecular function (GO): catalytic activity
Source: RefSeq, a predicted model, not a curated record
AUGACUGUUAUAGUUGGAUCAUUAUUUCUCCCAUACACCGUCCACUUUGAAAUUGACAAGAAUCAUUACGAGUUCUUGCAGAAGGAAGAUAGUGCAAAGCUUGAGACAAUUAGUAUUUCAGGGGGGCCCGAUGAAGCUCCAAUCCAACAAUCACUCAACGCAUCACAGCAGCACCUAUUAAAUAACCUGUCCUCAGUUUCCAUCUUGCAUCCUGCCAAUGUGAGCAAUACAUCAACUCGGUCAGAGACACCGGACGAGUUCUUUUACAAUAAGCGCAAUCCAAGAUUGCAACGCGAAGGCUCUACAAACUCUAACCCAGUGUCACCUGCGCUUCACUACAUUCAACCUAGACCUCGUGUGGGCAACAAAAUUGAAAGUUCAAUACUUGACCCAAAAAAGCAAACUAAUCCAUACAACUCGACAGGAUUGAAAAUUAACAGAUCUCUGACAAACUUGUCCAUUUCAGCACCAAACUUGGCAAGACCUCAGAAUACCAGAGCCGGAUCACAUUCAAAGUUGCACAAUGAAGUAACUCUGGGACAGAGACCGAACCAGUACUACGGCUUCACUAUUCAGGGAAACAACAGUUUAAACUCAUUGGUAUCGGAAGACUCGCCAGCUGGAGUCAAUGAUUCGGCAAUGAUUCCGUCAUCGUUUGAGGAUGAAGAUGAAGAUGGCUUGGUUGGGUUUGAAAAAAAUUACAACAACUCUGUGUCCCACAAUAAAGGAUUAGCUCCCUAUGGUGGGUUUUCAAAGCCAAAUAUUGAAAAGUACUUUUGGGACGAUGACAUAUUCAAUACCGCUCCGUGGUCGGUAGUUCCAUCAGAUAGUGGUAAUGGAUCAUUGAAUAAGGCUAUAGAUCUAUCUGUGAAGGAAGGAAUCUUACAACAAAACAAAUGGGUCGGGAUAAUUGCCAUGCCUAGUGAUACAAUUUCAGCCAAAAUUAGACAAGACAUUGCGUCGAAAUUAGAUUCGGAGUAUAAUUGCGAAGCUGUCUUUCCCGACGACAUUACCUUCGAGGGCCACUACAAGUCCUUUUGUAAACAAAUUUUGUGGCCCACAUUGCACUACCAAAUACCAGAUGAUCCCAAGUCUAAAGCAUUUGAGGACCACUCUUGGGGACAUUAUGUCUUGAUGAAUCAAUUGAUUGCCGAUAAAUUAGUUGAAACAUAUGUGGAAACAAACGGAGAUUGCAAUUUUGAUGAUUCCGAAAACGUGAUUUGGGUGCAUGACUACCAUUUAUUGUUGGUUCCCAGAAUGGUUAGAGAAAAGUUGCCAAAAGCUAAAAUUGGAUUGUUUUUGCAUGUAUCUUUCCCAUCGUCUGAAGUAUUUCGUUGUUUGGCUCAAAGAACUGAGCUAUUAGAAGGAAUGUUGGGUGCUGAUUGUAUCUCGUUUCAAACAAAUGAAUAUGUUCGCCAUUUCAAGCAGACUUGCAACAAGAUCCUUGAUGCUGAAGUGGCUGAUAAUACAGUGGUCUAUAAAGAUAGAUCAGUUGUCGUUAAUACGAUACCCGUUGGUAUUGAUGCCCCAUCACUUGAAAAGAAAGUCCAUAGCGAGCUGGUUCUAGAGUGGAGACGUUUGAUUAGAGAGAGAUGGGGUGAACAGAAACUCAUCAUCAGUAGAGACAAGUUGGACAAGCUCAGAGGCAUCAAGCAAAAACUUCUUGCAUAUGAAAAGUUCCUUACUCAGCACCCAGAAUUCAUCAACAACACUAUCUUGAUCCAGAUUUGCAUUGGCUCAGGUUCGGAUCCACUGUAUGAACUGGAGGUGAUGAAGAUUAUUUCAAGGAUAAACUCUUUGCCAGAAAACAUUUCUGUCAUCCAACCAGUGGUUUUGCUACAAAAGGAUAUUGAAUUUGACCAGUAUUUGGCGUUGCAAUGCGAGGCAGAGCUGUUUGUUGUGAGCUCUAUGCGUGAAGGAUUGAAUUUGACAUGCCAUGAGUUUAUUACUGCCACCGCUGAGAAAAAGUCGCCAUUAAUCUUGUCAGAAUUUACUGGAUCCGCAUCUUUACUUUACUGUGAUGGAGAGGGUGCACUUUUGAUCAACCCCUGGGAUUUAAAAAAAUUUUCUGAAACGUUUUACCAGCUGUUGACCAUGUCCAAAGAGGAAAAGAAAAAGAGAUGGGAAAACUGUCAUCAUUUCGUUUUGACUCAAAACUCUAAGCAUUGGGUUACAAAUUGUUUGCAGAGUAUCAAUGAUUCUUGGGCAUUAAAAAAAUAG